UACAACCGGCCUGAAAUACCACAAAAGAAGAAGAGCAGCAGCCAAGCGGCAGACGCUGUCCGCCAUUUGGUUCCGACAGAAGGUUCUACUGUUAAUCUCCGCGGUCCGUUUGGGCUGAACCCAGCAGAACCAGUGGCUCCCUGUGAGUUCGCUGCGCGCGAGACAGCAGGACGUCACUGCGCGUGCCAUGGCGGCCGACCGGCGCGAGGACAAAGACGGAGAGCUCAGUGUUCUGGAGGAUCUACUGACCGAAGCUCCAGAUCAGGACGACGAGCUGUACAACCCCGAGACCGAGCGGGACAUCAAUGACAAGAAAGGAACAAAGAGGAAGAGCGAGUGCUCUGACAGCCAGGACCAUAAGAGGCUCCGCCCCUCAUCAGGCCGCGCCCCCUCCAGGGCAUCCGCCUCCAGCAAGCGGCCGCUGGGCUCGUCCUUGUCCUCCAAGAAGGUGUCGAGUCCUCGCAGUCGCCACGCCGCCGCCUACCAUCACAGCUACUAUGAGGACAGGAGGGGGCGGCGAGGGGCCCGCGAGGGGCCCCGCAGUCGCCCGGCGGAGGACGGGCGCCGCAGAGAGACCCAGAGGGGCCUGGAGGUUCUGAGUCAGAAGCUGCGGCGAGACGGAAGGCGGGCAAGCCCCGCCCCCCACACCGAGGACCAAUCAGAGGACGAGGCGGAGGCCGACUACAGCUCGGAGCCGGCGUCGGGCAGCUCCUCCCCCGCUGCCUCGCACGAGGAGGAGGAAGAGGAGGAGGAGGACGAGGAGGAGGAAGAAGAGAACCAGGAGGAAGAGGUGGAGGAGGGUAUGGAGGAAGAGGAGGAGGAAGGUGAGAAGGAGGAGGAAGAAGACGAGGAGGAGGAAGACUACGAUGAGCGCCACGCCGGAGACGGGAACGACUACGACACCCGGAGCGAGGCGGGAGACUCCCGCUCCGCCUCCUCCGUCAGCUUCUCCGACGGCGAGUCGGGGCCCUCAGGCUCCGCCUCCGAGGCUUCAGGUUCGGAGAAGAAGCGAGAGAAGCUGUCCUCGUCGGUCCGAGCCGUUCGCAAAGGAAUGGAGAAUCACACCAGCCAGCUGCACUACAUCCUCAAAGACGCUCGCUUCUUCCUCAUCAAGAGCAACAACCAUGAGAACGUUUCCCUGGCCAAAGCAAAGGGCGUUUGGUCCACGCUGCCGGUCAACGAGAAGAAGCUGAACUCGGCCUUCCAGGCGGCCCGAAGCGUCAUCCUCGUCUUCUCCGUCAGGGAGAGCGGCAAGUUCCAAGGCUUCGCUCGUCUGUCGUCGCAGUCUCAUCACGGCGGUUCCCCGAUCCACUGGGUUCUGCCCGCCGGGAUGAACGCCAAGAUGCUGGGCGGAGUCUUCAGGAUCGACUGGCUCUGCAGGAGGGAGCUUCCUUUCAUCAAGACGGCUCACCUGUCCAACCCCUGGAACGACCACAAGCCCGUUAAGAUCGGACGAGACGGACAGGAGAUCGCUCCCAAGAUCGGCGCGCAGCUCUGCGCCCUCUUCCCAUUGGACGAGAGCGUGGACAUCCACCACGUGGCUCACCGCAUCCGUCACAAGCGCACGCCGUCAGAGCUGCGGCCCCGAGGCCGCCCGCCGCAGCGCGAGCCGGGAAGGCGUCGACCUGAAGAGUAUGACCUGCAUGGCAGGAAGCGACCACGAGCCGAUGGUCCGCCGGACUUCAACCAGCGAGCAGGCUUCAUCCCGGACCUCAGGAGCCAGCCGGUGGACAGGAGGUUCUCCAGCGUGAGACGAGACGUCUUCCUUAACGGGUCCUACGACUACAUGAGGGACUACCACCACAACGUCGGGCCUCCAGCUCCCUGGCAGACUCUGGCGGCGUACCCCAACGUGGAGCAGCAGCCCCCCCACCACCCGCCCUACUACCACCACAGCCACCCCCCGCCCCCCCCUCACCAGGCCUUCCAUCACCACCACCCCUCCCUGCCGCCGCACGAAGCUCCGCCUCCUCGCUUUAGAGACAAGCAGCGUGUGCCGCAGCACCGCGCCUUCGCCUCCAGUCCGCACGACUACGACAUGCGGGUGGACGACUUCCUGCGGCGGACCCAGGCGGUGGUGAGCAGCAGGCGUGAGCGUGAGCGGCAGCGCGAGCGUGAGCGCGCCGGACCGCGGCGUGACCGUGAGCGUGAGCGAGCGAGGGACAGAGACAGGGAGAGAGAGAGGGACAAGGAGAGGGGCCGGUACCGCAGGUGAUCCCGCGCUACCGAGCGCUUUUACUUUGACAGUCUGCAGGGGAUGUGACUGAAAACGCAUUCAUUUAGAAAUUAUGUGUCAGUAUCAACGCAGUCGACAGGAUGACAUCAUCGCUGUCCACGCCCACUUCCUCAAUAAAGUUUCUUUGCUCAACACUUUUAACCUGAGCUUCUGUGUAAAAACUUUAUGGUGACUUCAUUUCCCACAAUGCCUCUGUCAGUGGCGGCCCUCUGGGAUCAUAUGACAGAAAACAAGGAUGUUGAAUUUAUUGUGAAAGGUUGGAUGUUUUUCCUUCACAUUAAAGCUUUCUUAAUGUUCCACA
Messenger RNA from Fundulus heteroclitus (mummichog), 2537 nucleotides. It is a transcript of the gene ythdc1, whose product is annotated as YTH domain containing 1. NCBI's taxonomy places the organism in Eukaryota, Metazoa, Chordata, Actinopteri, Cyprinodontiformes, Fundulidae. Bases 188 to 2215 code for a protein of 675 amino acids. The transcript is spliced from 16 exons. Gene Ontology annotation, biological process: mRNA splicing, via spliceosome; regulation of alternative mRNA splicing, via spliceosome. Gene Ontology annotation, cellular component: nucleoplasm. Gene Ontology annotation, molecular function: mRNA binding; N6-methyladenosine-containing RNA reader activity. The record is from RefSeq and is a predicted model, not a curated record.